AUGGAAACGAUCACAAACGUAACCAACGCUGCCGUCAAGGCCGUCUGGGGCACGUCCGAGACCAAGCAAGAGCCGGUCUCUGGCGUCCAGGGCGACACCGCCAAGGGCGAGGCCCUACGAUGCCGGCAACCUAGAGCCUUGCCAGACGAUAAUGAGAAGCAACUCCAAGACGCCAAGAACACGCUCGGCGCCGGCGCCGACCACUCACUGCCAGGAGGAGACUUUGACGCUGCGAAUGCCGGCGCUGCCAUGGAAGUCGACCGCCUGGUCAAGGAGGGUGGACACCCCGGCCCCAGCUCCCCAGGCACAGGCCUUGGCCACACAGAUAGCAAGGACAGCAGUGGUAGUGGGGAGAAGAAGAGCCUCAAAGAGAGGAUCAAGGCCAAGCUGCACAAGCACUGA
Molecule: messenger RNA, 402 nt
Organism: Verticillium alfalfae VaMs.102
Lineage: Eukaryota; Fungi; Ascomycota; Sordariomycetes; Glomerellales; Plectosphaerellaceae
Exons: 4
Coding region: 1-402 (133 amino acids)
Source: RefSeq, a predicted model, not a curated record